ACAGAGCGAGCCGGGGCUGUUCACGUCACGCAGAGCGAGGGCCGCAGCCCGGCCGGAGCAGGCGGAAGUGCACCGUUCGUGGUUUUAUGGAGGUCGCGCGUUGUUUGUCGCUUAUAUAACAUAUAUCCUACGACGUUACGCCGGCUGUGGGAGGCUUGCGCUGCCUGGUGAAGUGGCCCUUGGCUGGGUAUCAGAAAAGGGAAGUGAAGCUCGAAGCUCCGCCCUGCGCUGGUGCGUGGGCAUUCCGACCCCGCAGGUUCUCCCCUGAAGACCACCAACACCAUUUCACGCAGCGUCCACGGAGCCCCGCUCGUCACGUCAGGCAUCCCCAUGGAGGACAACCUGUGUGAAGCAUUGAAGAAGCUGAAGGUGACGUUAGCUGAUGGCACCGGAGACAGCGUGGAGGGCUGCCUGGACUGCCUGCUCAAAGCACUGGCCCACAAUAAUGCAGAGGCCAGUGAGAAGGUCCAGAAGAUGGGUGUUCUCUUGCUGCUCCCCCCACUGCUGGACCCCAGGUCUUCCUGUGCCCCCAAAGUUGCCAACAUCAUAGCUGAAGUUGCCAAGAAUGAGUUCAUGCGAGGCCCUUGUGUAGAGGCCGGCCUGGUGCCCCCGCUGGUGCAGCUGCUGCACUGCAAGGACCAGGAGGUGCUCCUCCAGACCGGUCGUGCCCUGGGCAACAUCUGCUAUGAUAGCCAUGAGGGCAGGAGUGCUGUUGACCAGGCGGGCGGUGCACACAUAGUAGCUGAACACUUAAAGUCUCGCUCCCAAAAUACUGAUGCGGCCAAUGGGAAGCUGUUGACUGUCUUUUGUGGCAUGCUGAUGAACUAUAGCAAUGAUAAUGACUCCCUGCAGGCACAGCUCAUCAACAUGGGUGUGGUCCCCACCCUGGUCAAGUUGCUAGCCAUCCACUCCCAGAAUGCAGCCCUCACAGAGAUGUGUCUGGUAGCCUUUGGGAAUCUGGCUGAGCUGGAAUCCAGCAAGGAGCAGUUUGCUGCCACAAACGUGGCCGAGGAGCUGGUCAGGCUCUUCCGGAAGCAAGAGGAGCAUGAGAAGAAGGAGAUGAUCUUUGAGGUUCUGGCUCCGCUGGCUGAAAACGACGUGAUCAAGCUGCAGCUGGUGGAGGCAGGGCUUGUAGAGUGCCUGCUGGAGGUCGUUGAUCAGACAGUAGAUGGAGAGCGUGAAGAGGAUGUGGCCCAGCUCAAGACUGCAUCAGACCUUAUGGUCCUCCUACUGCUGGGAGAUGAGUCCAUGCAGAAGCUGUUCGAAGGAGGGAAGGGCAGUGUCUUCCAGAGGGUUCUGUCCUGGGUGCCAUCCCAUAACCACCAGCUGCAGCUGGCUGGGGCACUGGCUGUCGCCAACUUCGCCCGCAAUGAUGGAAACUGCAUCCAUAUGGUGGACACAGGCAUUGUGCAGAAGCUGCUGGAGCUACUGGAGCGGCAUGUGGAGGAGGGAAACGUCACAGUGCAGCAUGCAGCACUCAGUGCUCUCAGGAACCUGGCUAUCCCUGUGGUGAACAAGUCCAAAAUGUUGGCAAUGGGUGUGGCAGACGUUGUGCUCAAGUUUCUUCCGUCAGAAAUGCCACCUGUGCAGUUCAAGCUCUUGGGGACACUGCGGAUGCUCAUUGACACACAAGUGGAUGCGGCUGAACAGCUGGGCACCAACCCCACGCUGGUGGAGCGGCUCGUGGAGUGGUGUGACGCUAAAGAGCAUGCAGGUGUCAUGGGCGAGUCUAACAGGCUGCUGUCAGCCCUCAUCCGACAUAGCAGGUCAAAGGAUGUUGUAAGGACGGUCAUCCAGGGAGGUGGGGUGAAAUAUUUGGUAUCCAUGGCAACCAGUGAGCACGUGAUCAUGCAGAAUGAGGCGCUCGUUGCGCUAGGACUCAUGGCAGCUCUGGAUCUGGCCUUGGCAGAGAAGGACUUCCUGAAUGCCAGCCUGGUGCAGGUGCUCCACAAGCUGCUCUCAGAAGAGACCAGUGCCCCUGAAAUAAAAUACAACUCCAUGAUCCUCGUUUGUGCCAUCAUGGGCUCUGAGCCACUCCACAAACAAGUGCAGGACCUUGCUUUCCUGGACCUGGUGUCCCGGCUGCGGUCACACGAGAACAAGACAGUGUCCCACCAAGCCUCGCUGACGGAGCAAAGGUUAACAGUGCAAAGCUAAAGGACUCUGAACUCCUCCCAUUUCCUGGCCCUACCCACUGCCUCACUCAAUGUCCUUUGAUAAUGCCCCCAAGGCAUCCUGUCAUGCUAGCAAGCCCUGCCCCCUACCUCUUCCUUUCUAAUUCUCAUGCUUGCAUGCACAGCUCUGUGCUAUCUCCCACAGGGAUCGUAGGUAUCCCUUUGCAAUAGAGAACCAAAUGAGAACAGAACAAAAUUAAGACCACAGCUGUGAUGCCAGUCCGUCGUUAUAAAUUGCGGGGAAAAAAGGAGGAUGGGGGAGUCCUUCACACAUCCACGAUCCGUCUAAUGUGUGUCGUGUUGCUUGAGUACUGGCAUAGUUGAGACAUGCAUGUCGUCCAGUCAGUGGUGUAACCAUUCCUUCAUCCUACGUGUCCAUCUGGUUCUGCUCACCUCUUUGUGUUUCCAUUCGAUGACUAAGAAUUUCACAACAGUGCAGGAGUGGGGGGAUGGGAGGGGUCAUACUGUGGGUGAAGGCUACAUCUUCCAUCACCACUGCGCACCAGUGUCUUUCCAGGAAGACAGCCAGGUCAGUCACAGCCUUCUCACUGGUGUCACAUGCUAAAUGGUUAAAAGACAGAGUACCGUGGUAAGCACGGUUUUCAAAGUUAUUCAAUAAAGACUGGUGGUCCACUCUCACUCUCAUUGUGGAUCUGUAUGUUGUGUACCAUGUCAGAUCACUUUCGGGGUGCACGUAGACCCAUGGAGACAUUGGACUGUUACAAUAUAUGAGUAUAUUGGAGCAAAAAGUGCCAUAUCAUUUGUUCAUAAUCCCCUCUGGUAUCAUCCCCUCAAAUACUGUGACCAUGUACAUAUUACCCAGUGGUACAGCUUGUUGCUAGACAGGCAUUUUGCAUGUUUAAUUUACUCAUUUUCAUUAAGGGCAUCUUGAUAGGUGUGUAUUGUGGAGUGCUGGUGAACUUCAUGAUGAACACCUACAGGUUAACCAUCUUCAGAAGUCCUGAUCUGUCUUAUUUAUUGUAAUUUAUUAGAUUUGUACCCUGGUCAAUUGUCACAAGGCCAUCAGGAAACAAACCACCAUUACUUCCUACAAUAUAUAAGCGUUAAUAUUUGUUGUAAAUGUCUGUUGCUGAAUUGUAAAUUUCAAGGAUUGAAUUGGAAAAUUAAACCUGAAAUGCU
Scleropages formosus (Asian bonytongue) is the source of this 3314-nucleotide messenger RNA. RefSeq names its product RAP1, GTP-GDP dissociation stimulator 1 (gene rap1gds1). Gene Ontology annotation, molecular function: guanyl-nucleotide exchange factor activity; protein binding. Gene Ontology annotation, biological process: positive regulation of GTPase activity. Lineage: Eukaryota; Metazoa; Chordata; Actinopteri; Osteoglossiformes; Osteoglossidae. The record is from RefSeq and is a predicted model, not a curated record. The transcript has 15 exons. The coding region runs from base 331 to 2157 and encodes 608 amino acids.